AUGCUCUUUGCCUGCAGUGGUAGUUCGAGCGUUAUAAACCAACGAAUUGUUGUAAUCGGGCAGGAGGAAUUUCCGGUAAGGCCCGGCUCAUCAAUCGGCGAUCAUCGUGGUUCACUGCAGCAAUCCGGUAGGAACAGCCGAGGCUCAGCAUCGUGUCCAGAAACAUUUCGCACAUAUGCUGAUAGCCCUGCUCGGGACACACCGCAUUUUCGAAGUCGCAGCAAUUCAAGAAGUGGCUCCAGAACUGAAAUCCUACGUCCUGGCCAGUGGACAGCUGUAACGCCACAAGUCAAACUUCGAGCACUUACACCAAGUGAGCAGCACGAAGUUUUUGAAGCACAGAAAAGAGAAGGGUUACUGCAUAAAGCAUCAGAACAGGGUGAGUGUUUAUGA
This is a messenger RNA of Gongylonema pulchrum, 393 nucleotides long. The record is from the annotation of a GenBank genome assembly. Lineage: Eukaryota; Metazoa; Nematoda; Chromadorea; Rhabditida; Gongylonematidae.